Messenger RNA from Saprolegnia diclina VS20, 1380 nucleotides. RefSeq lists its product as hypothetical. Lineage: Eukaryota; Oomycota; Saprolegniomycetes; Saprolegniales; Saprolegniaceae. The record is from RefSeq and is a predicted model, not a curated record. The coding region runs from base 1 to 1380 and encodes 459 amino acids. The transcript has 4 exons.
AUGGAGCUGCAAGCCGCGCUGCUCGUCGUUGUCGUCGUCCUCGCCGCGUACAUGCCAGUGCUCUUGACGCUGUAUGUUCGCCGGCGGCGGCAGGCGCAUUUGCGUUGCCGGCAGCCGCUCGAUAUGGCAUUCGCUGCCGCCUGUGUCAUGGUCUAUGCGGUCGCCGACCCGCUGCAGCAAGUGAUGAUGCUCUCGCACAAUCUCUCGUGCUACUGGCACGUUGUCUGGGCAGCGUUCAACGUCCUUGGAAGCGCGUGGUACUUGGUCGUCGCCGUGUCGCACGUCGUCCGCUACCGCGUCACCGAAGUCCUCGCGCAGCCGCUGGACCCAGAGCAGCCAUACCCCAAGAUGCGGCUCUAUCGUUUUUUGCUGCAGCGAAGCGUUCAGCGCCGCGCCUGCGCUGCACUCGUGGCGCUCGCGCUGGUCGCGACGCUGAGUGCAUCGGACACAGCUACCCUUCUCAGCCCGUCCAUCAAUGGCUGCUUGACACCGGCCAUGGUCGUCUCGAUCGGUCUCCAGUUUGGUAUCGUCCUUAGCGUCGUGCUCUACGUUGUGUAUGCGUUGCACAGUGUCGACGACCUCGCGGGUUUGCACCGCACGUAUGCGCAGACGCUGCUGCACGUCGUGGGCGUGCUCUGGCUGCUCGGGUUUGUCACGUUUUCCGAGUCGCAGUUUCAAUGGACGCUCCUGCGAACGUACAACAUCAAGACGAUGGUCACGACGCUUCUCGCGCACCUUUUGUUUUACUUCAACAUUGUCCAGCCAAUGGCAUUGCUGCGUGCCACGCGGGUCCACGACGCAAUAGGUAGUGGUGACACGACCGCGUCACGCUCGCUGCACGAGCUCGCGAGUUUUCGCAAGUACCUCGAGGAGCCGGCCGGGCUCGACGACUUUAUUGCGUACUGCCGGCUCGCCUUGCGAUUAGAAGACAUUUUGGCGUACACGACGCUCUGGAACUUUAUGACGCAGCUCACGACGCGUGACGCCGCAAUCGCUGUCUAUGACGAGUGCUUGGACCAAAGUGGACCGCUCGUGACACCGAGUGCGGCCAAGUGGCGCGACUACUACCGGUCGCAGCUCGCGAACCCGCAUGGGCUUCAGAACCGCGCGCCCACGAGCGCGCGCGGACCUGACGUGUUGCCGUGGGACUUGUACUCGCCGUUCCUCAACGACCUCCUCGUCUCGAUGUUCAACGACCUCGUGCCCGACUUUACGCGGCAUUCGCUUGGGCUUUCGUGGCGCGAGUUUCGCUACGAACACUUGCACGCGUCGCAGCGCUGCAUCUCGGGGGGCCCGUCGCUCGCGGCGAUCGUCUCGAUGCCCCUGGCACCGAUUCCCAUGUCGACGAUCUCGUCCCGGUUUCAUGAUGACGAGACGUGA